Molecule: messenger RNA, 4084 nt
Organism: Psammomys obesus (fat sand rat)
Lineage: Eukaryota; Metazoa; Chordata; Mammalia; Rodentia; Muridae
Gene: Twsg1
Product: twisted gastrulation BMP signaling modulator 1
Exons: 5
Coding region: 110-778 (222 amino acids)
Biological process (GO): regulation of BMP signaling pathway
Source: RefSeq, a predicted model, not a curated record
CCUGUGUGUUGGCGGCGCCGGGGCUCGCGGGAGCUGCUUGGAGGCUCGGCCCGGGAGGAGGCCGCGGCCACGCUUCCUGGAGACUACCACAGGACUGCUUUGGAGAAUCAUGAAGUCACACUAUGUUGUGCUAACUCUAGCCUGCCUGGUGCUCCUGGCGCGUCUCCCUGUGUCACAGAGCUGUAACAAAGCACUCUGUGCAAGCGAUGUGAGCAAAUGCCUCAUUCAGGAGCUCUGCCAGUGCCGGCCUGGAGAAGGAAACUGCCCCUGCUGUAAGGAGUGCAUGCUGUGCCUCGGGGCCCUGUGGGACGAGUGUUGCGAUUGUGUCGGUAUGUGUAACCCUCGCAAUUACAGCGACACACCACCCACUUCGAAGAGCACAGUGGAGGAGCUGCAUGAGCCCAUCCCAUCCCUGUUCCGGGCACUCACCGAGGGAGACACCCAGCUCAACUGGAACAUCGUCUCCUUCCCUGUGGCAGAGGAGCUUUCGCACCACGAGAACCUGGUUUCAUUUCUAGAAACUGUGAACCAGCCGCACCACCAAAAUGUGUCUGUUCCCAGCAACAACGUCCACACCCCUUAUCCCAGCGACAAAGAGCACAUGUGCACUGUGGUUUAUUUUGAUGACUGCAUGUCCAUACACCAGUGUAAAAUAUCCUGUGAGUCCAUGGGAGCAUCCAAAUAUCGCUGGUUUCAUAAUGCCUGCUGUGAGUGCAUCGGCCCGGAGUGCAUCGACUAUGGGAGCAAAACUGUCAAGUGUAUGAACUGCAUGUUUUAAAGAAGGAGAAGAAAUGCGAACCAAAGCAAGUUACUAGUUAAUAGGAGGUCAUGAGCAUUAGUAAGCCAUGAAGUGUACAGAAGUCAUGCUAGGGACAUGUUAAAUUAUACUCUAUAACUGUGCUUUCUGUUUGUUGCCUAUUAGCAUAUGUCUUUUCCGUUAGAUACGGUAGAACUUUAGUCAUAUGAAAAUCGGUUCAGAGGAGUCCUAGAAAGCUCUGAAGUUCUGACAGAAGGUGCUGUCUUCUCUCAGCAUUCCAAAAGCUUUUUGUUUGAAAGUGAUAGCCCCAGACUGUCACUUGUGGCUUUUCACCGCCUAGGACACCAGGUGGCUAUAAUAGCGAUGCCUUUCGUAACGGCACCUUGGGUUGAUUAUCUGUUCUCUAUAAAUAGAGUAAAUAUUGCAGUUUAUGUUCUGACAACUCACAUUCAAGCCACUGUAAAAGCUUAAUUUCAAGGCAUUUUACAUUGGUUUUAGAAAGUAAAUCUUUAUUCUAUUUUACAAAAGAAAACCUUUACCUAGAACCAGCAGGCCAGCUCGGUAGAUAAAGGUGCUUGCGACCAAGCCUGGUGACCUGAGUUUAAUCCCCAGACUAUAGGGAAGAACCAGCUCCUGCAGGUUGUCCUCUGACCUCCAUGCACACAAAGAAGUCAGUGUUUAAAGAAACUUUAAAACCUCUUCAUGGUGAAAUCUGUCCUCUCGCACCCUUGCUGACAGUGAUUCAGGCGUUACCUUCCACUCCUCCACCCACAGUGCUGAUGCUGUAGGGAUAUGGAGAUGUGCAGAGUCAUCACUGUUCCUCAGUGUACCUGGUGUACACACCCCCACCAGGAGGUGCACGGCACACCUUUGACACUCCAUCAGAUGCACUGGGAGGGUCUGGGGAAAGAGCGGCAGGGCUGCUGCCAGGCCAGGCUGCCACCACGCCAGGCCCCACAGAGCACCAGGUGGUGGCUGUGCUUUUCCAGGUGCACAGCACAGCCCUGAAGAAGUGCCAGGCUCUCCAGCAUGUGUGUGAUUGGAGAGGGCUGAGGAAGAGCUCACAGAGUGAACGGAGAAGGGUGAAAAUGUUGGGCGCUCUUAGCAGGAUCCGUUUAUGCUCACUAUUUUUGUUACUUUGUAAUACUGCAUUUGUUUCUGGAUAUCUGAAUCUAACAUUCUUAUUAAAUAAGUAUCCUAUUUUGGGAAGCUGUGUUUCUGAAAUUGGAGGGGAAACCUGUUUAAUAUGUUUACUCCUAGCACACUACAGAAUUAUCUAGUUAGCUUCUUACAUAGUGUUUCCACGGAGACAAGCUUAAACACUAUUUGUGCUUCGCAGUAACAGGAUCCUCACCUUCAAGCAUGGACCUAAAACAAAUAUUUAUAAUAUGCUGACUCAAUUUUAUAAAUUGCUAUUUUCUCUAGUGCACAUUUGAAUUAAAAGUAACUUUUUAGAAAUACUCUAUAUGUCUACAUAUUUUAGUGCAUAAAAUAGAAUAUGCUCUUAAACACAUUUUGUUUUCUUAUUUAAAUAGUAGUUACAAGAUCAUUUGUGAUAAAAUGGCUAUCCAUUAUAAAAUCCGUGCUCUUUCUGAUAGCUGACGAAUACUCUAGGUACUACGGCCUUCGCAGAGGCUGACUUCGAGCAUGGAUGUAUUUGAUUGUUGAACAACAAGGUAUCCUCUCUUAUUUUCAUAGUGCCUCUCUUUCAAAGUGCCUUGGAAACAUUUCAGCUUCCUUCUUAGCCCCCACAUGGCUGCAGGUUUUCUUGAAAUCAGGAGGGAGUUUGGAAAGACUGCAGCUAGCUGCUCCAUUUUAGCUUGCUAAUUUUCAAGAAAUUUCAUACCUAUGAAUGGAAGAAUGCUUUGAUGGUUUCUGGAAGUAUGUCUCAUGUUUUCUUUUUAUUUGUUUGUUGUUGUUGUUGCUGUCAUUGUAUUGUUUGGUUUUAUUUUGUUUUGAGACAGGCCUGGCCACCCUGAAAUUUGCAGAGCAGGAUGACUAGCCUCACUCAUGUUUUCUUAGUGAUGGCCAUAAUCAUUGUUAAAAUAUGUCAUCAUCUUUUUAAGCUUUCAUUAUUAAAAUUUUAAAUGUAGUGUGUAUUUUUUAUCCUAUACAUUUCUUUAUGGAUAAUUUCUUAAACUGUUUGCUCUGGGGUUUUUUGUUUGUUUGUUUGUUUUUUGCUCUGUUUUUCCCAUUAGAAAUUAUCCCCACUUAGAUGAAUUUUGUAUUCAUAUUUUGUGUAUUUCUGCCAAGGCCUUGAGGAGGAAGCAGCAUUCACCUGCUGGGUUUUACUCUCAGAGCUAGGGGUUCUGUGCACACUUGUGGUCCCAGUACUUGAGAGGCUGAACAAGGAGGUUACAGGAGCAAGACCAGCCUAAAAUACAUAGCAAGACACUGCCUCAAAAAAGAAAAAAAGAAAAUCCCUUUUUAGUCCUGUACUCAAUAUUUUGAGUAGUGGUUUUGGUUUUUGUUUUUCUAAACUGAAAUUAAACAUUUAAGAAGUUAGUAGCCUCACUAAAUUUAGACCUUCUGUACCAUUCUAGCAUACUUACUCCCUUACUGAAGAUUUUGUAAUAGUUUAUGGUUUCUAUUUAAAAAAAUGAUAAGGGAGGGGGCUACAGCUGGGAUAAAAAAUGAAUAAACUGUAAUUAAUACAAAAAAUAAAGAUUUCAUUAAAAAAAUAAUGUUGUCCUAAUAGCCAGGUCAAAACCCACUAGAUUUUAAGGGCUGAGGCUGGGGCCUGCUGCUGGAGCUGUGCUGUCAGAAGCACAGCCCAGGUUUCACCCUGAGUACCAACAGGAGGCAAGCACUAGACUCUGAAUCAGAGGGCAUCAUUAAAUUCAUGUGCACACUUUCCUGUAGCAGAGUGUGGGCUUGUGAGCAGCUUGUCCUCUCAUUUUCUCCAUAACAUCUAAUCAGGACUGUAGGGAUAUCCGUAAUGAAAGCACAAAAGCGAACAGGGAUUGGAGUAAAAUGUAGUGUUUGUUUACACAGGAUGUUAUGAAAGGGUUCUUCACACCAAAGUGUAACUUUAAAGUUUCAGAAAAUAACAUUGUCAUUAGCAUAUUUGAACAAGUAUUUGUAAAUCAACACAGCAUCAAAAUAGAGAAAAGAAACUAAUGCGUCUCUGGAAAAUGAUGUGCUGAGAAUUGACCACAGUUUAAAGGUUUAUACUUGGAAAGAGUCUCUAAAGACUUUAAAUACCUUUGUACAUUCCCAAGACUCUAUGUUUAUUGCAUUUAACAUGACCUACAAUAUACAUAAUUGUGUAUCUUUGUUGGUUGUCUCUGUAAUCAAAAAAGUAUUUUAAUAAAAAAUAGAAAUGAA